AUCAAGGAGCAAGAAGAAAGUGAGGAUGAUCGUGAUCCCUAUAGGAGUCACUGUUCUACUACUAGGAGUAUGCCUAUUUUUGAUCUUAAAGAAAAGGAACUCCAAGGCACACGGGCGACGUGAUUCAAUUAAGAAAGACAGAGAAGAAAGUCAAAUAUACGACUCCAGAGAUAAUGAUCUAGACCUACCGUUGUUUAGUUUGUCCACACUGCUGAGUGCGACCAAUAACUUUUCAUUUAACAACAAGCUCGGCGAGGGUGGUUUUGGACCGGUAUAUAAGGGAUUUCUAGACGACGGACGGGAAAUUGCGGUGAAACGGCUCUCCGAUAGUUCCACACAAGGCGUUGAAGAGUUCAAGAACGAAGUAAUCGUCAUUUCCAAGCUUCAACACCGAAAUCUUGUCAGGAUUCUAGGAUGUUGCGUUGAAGGGCAAGAAAAGAUGUUGGUUUACGAGUACAUGCCUAACAAUGGGCUUGAUUUAUUUUUAUUUCAAGAAGCCAAGAGAAAAACGCUCAAUUGGACCCAACGAUUCCAUAUAAUCAAUGGGAUUGCUCGAGGUCUACUUUAUCUUCAUCAAGAUUCUCGGCUACGAAUCAUCCAUAGAGAUCUCAAAGCUGCCAACAUUUUGCUUGAUCGUGACAUGAAUCCGAAGAUAUCAGAUUUUGGCAUGGCGAGAAGUUUUGGAGGAAACGACAACGAAACAAAUACCAACAGAGUGGUCGGAACAUAUGGAUACAUGUCCCCAGAGUAUGCCGGAGAUGGGAUUUUCUCUGUAAAAUCAGACGUAUUCAGUUUCGGUGUGCUGGUUCUGGAGAUUGUAAGUGGGCAGAAAAAUAGAGGAUUCUUUCAUCAAGCGCACCAUCACAACCUCCUUGGACACGCAUGGAGGCUCUAUAAAGAAGAAAAGACUUCGGAAUUGGUUGAUGCUUCUCUCGAUGGGUCAAUGUUUGAAGUUCUACGAUCGAUCCAUGUGGCUUUAUUAUGCGUCCAGAAUAACCCGGACGACCGACCAACCAUGUCUACGGUGAUUAUGAUGUUGAGCAGCGAUGGUCCACUUCCGAUACCAAGACAACCUGGUUUUUAUACAGAAGACACUAAAUUUGGACCGGAGAAUUCUGCUAGCAUGCAAACAGAUAAGUCGAAUAACGAAAUUACGAUUACACUUUUAAACCCUAGAUACUCCAUGAAAAUGGAAGCAACCUUCAUCUUCGUCUUCUUCAUCACUUUUUCUUUCUAUUCAUUGUUAAUUUCUAUUACGGCAGCAGCAGACACCAUAGCUGUGAAUCAAACCAUUAGAGAUGGUGAAACCAUUGUUUCACCCCAACAGACCUUCGAGCUCGGCUUCUUUACCCCUGGAAACGCCACCCAAAACCGAUACUUAGGUAUCUGGUACAAACGGCAAGCCACCGGCACCGUUGCAUGGGUUGCCAAUAGAGAAAUUCCGAUAAGAAACAACUCCGGCGAACUCACUCUCCAUUCCGACGGAGUUUUGGUGCUUCGUGACUCCACCACCAACACAAUCGUUUGGUCAACCAGUUCACCUGGAACAACCACUGGAAACCCGGUGGCGAGGCUAUCGGACAGUGGGAAUCUUGUGGUCGUCAACGAUGACAAUGAACCAGAAAACUACAUUUGGCAGAGUUUCGAUCACCCUGGAGAUACCGUUUUACCGGGAAUGAAGUUUGGAAGGGAUCUGGAAAAGGGUAUAGUGACAAAUGUGACGUCAUGGAAGAGUGUUGAUGAUCCUUCUCAAGGUACGUUUAUGGUUUAUAUGGAUUUCAAUGGAUGCCCACAGAUAUUUAUAAAAGAUGGAGAUGUCAUCCAGCAUAGACUUGGAAUAUGGAACGGUAUUGGGUAUACUGGCAUGCCAACUUUAAAGACGAAUAAUCCCAUAUUCACAUAUGAAUAUGUUUCUAAUGAAAAUGUUACUUACUCGGUUUUUAAUCUGAUUAACGCAUCAGUUCUUACUAAAACGACGAUAAAUCCAUCGGGAGAUCUUGGCUGGUUUAAUUGGAUCGAUAGAACCCAUGGAUGGUUUCUUUAUUUGACACCGGCUGGAGAUAACUGUGCUCGAUACGCGUUGUGUGGGGUUUACGGACGCUGUGAUAUCCAGCAGUCGCAAUCAUGUGAAUGUUUGAGAGGUUUUACACCAAAAAGGCCCGAUCAAUGGGAUAUAUCGGAUUGGAGCGACGGGUGUCAAAGGGAAAUACCGUUGAAUUGCUCUUUUGGCGAAGGGUUUCGUAAGUAUUCAUCUAUGAAGUUGCCGGAUACUCGACAAUCGUGGUACGAUACGAAUAUGAGCCUCGAGCAAUGCCGGGUGAAGUGCAGAAAUGAGUGCAAUUGUACGGCUUAUACCCAAUUGGACAUCAAGUAUAACACUGGUUGUUUGCUAUGGUAUGAUGAAUUGAUCGAUAUGAGGACAUUUCCAAAUACUGGACAAGAUAUAUACAUAAAGAUGGCUGCUGCAGAAUUAGAUAUGAAGGUUUCAAGAAAAAAGAAACAAGUGGUGGUAAUUGCGAUCCCUGUAGCAGUGGGAUUGGGAAUUCUACUGGGAGUAUGUUUGUUGAUCAUAAGGAAGAAGAUGAACAAGAAGCUCAAGGGACAAGUUUCAGUAACUCAGGAUCCAAUUGAACCAAAAGACGUUAUCAACGUCCCGUUGUUCAAGUUGUCCGCGUUGCUAGUUGCGACCGACAACUUCUCGUUGAAUAACAAGCUUGGCGAGGGAGGUUUCGGACCGGUUUACAAAGGAUUUCUAGAGGACGGACAAGAAAUUGCAGUGAAACGGUUAUCUACUAAUUCGUUGCAAGGCGUUGAAGAGUUCAAGAACGAAGUUACGUUCAUUUCCAAUCUUCAACAUCGGAAUCUUGUCAAGAUUCUAGGAUGUUGCGUUGAAGGGCAAGAACAGAUGUUAAUUUAUGAGUACAUGCCUAAUAAAGGCCUCGACUUGUUUCUUUUUGAUGAAACCAUAAGCAAAACACUCGGUUGGUCACAACGAUUCCAUAUAAUCAAUGGCAUUGCUCGAGGUCUACUUUAUCUUCAUCAAGAUUCUCGGCUACGAAUCAUCCAUAGAGAUCUCAAAGCUGCCAACAUUUUGCUUGAUCAUGACAUGAACCCAAAGAUAUCAGACUUUGGCCUUGCAAGAAGCUUCAGAGGAAACGAAACCGAAACAAAUACCAUAAGAGUGAUGGGAACAUAUGGGUACAUGUCACCGGAGUAUGCAGGAGACGGGAUCUUCUCAGUUAAAUCAGACGUAUUCAGUUUCGGUGUUUUAGUGUUGGAGAUUACGAGUGGGAAGAAAAAUAGGGGAUUCUCUCACGAAGAUCAUAACCACAACCUUCUUGGACAUGCAUGGAGACUUCAUAGAGAAGGGAAGGCUUUGGAACUAGUCGAUGAAUCCUUAAUCGAAACAGGUCACACAUUUGAAGUGUUGCUCUCCAUCCGUGUGGCUUUACUAUGCGUUCAACACGACCCACGAGAUAGACCCAACAUGUCUACCGUGGUAAUGAUGCUGAGCGGUGACGAGAGUCGGUUGCCAGAACCGAAACAACCUGGUUUUUAUAAAGAAGAUGAUAGAUUUGGGCCCGAGAAUUCAUCUAGCAUGCAAACACAGAACUCGAACAACGAUGUCACCAUCACACUUAUGGACGCUCGGUAA
Cynara cardunculus var. scolymus (artichoke) is the source of this 3655-nucleotide messenger RNA. Its product is annotated as G-type lectin S-receptor-like serine/threonine-protein kinase At4g27290. The transcript is spliced from 13 exons. Gene Ontology annotation, biological process: recognition of pollen; protein phosphorylation. Gene Ontology annotation, molecular function: protein serine/threonine kinase activity; ATP binding. NCBI's taxonomy places the organism in Eukaryota, Viridiplantae, Streptophyta, Magnoliopsida, Asterales, Asteraceae. Bases 26 to 3655 code for a protein of 1209 amino acids. The record is from RefSeq and is a predicted model, not a curated record.